AUGGAAGGAGAUAAAUCUUGUUCAAGUUUGUUUCAAAGGUGCAAGCCAUACAUAGCUAUGAUUUGUCUUCAAUUUGGUUUUGCUGGUAUGAAUAUAAUAACAAAAGUAUCGCUCAACCGAGGAAUGAGUCACUAUGUUCUUGUUGUUUAUAGACAUGCUUUUGCUACAGCAGCUAUUGCUCCAUUCGCUAUAGUUCUUGAGAGGAAGAUAAGGCCAAGGAUUACGUUUCUUAUGUUCAUGCAAAUGUUUGUAUUGGGACUCCUUGGGCCUGUGAUUGAUCAGAAUCUAUACUAUGCUGGGUUGAAAUUCACAUCUCCAACAUACUCUUGUGCUAUUAGCAAUAUUCUCCCUGCAAUGAUUUUUUGUAAUGGCUGUUAUUUUCAGAUUAAAGGUUCAAUCCUUCUCAUAAUUGCUACCUUUGCUUGGUCUUCUUUCUUCAUCCUCCAGGCAGUGACAUUAAGACAAUAUUCAGCACAACUUUCACUGACAGCCAUAAACAUUGGUUUGGACAUGAAUUUAUUAGCUGCAGCCUAUGCUGGUAUAAUAUCAUCAGGUCUUACAUAUUAUGUACAAGGAAUUGUGAUGCAAAAGAAAGGACCAGUUUUUGUGACUGCUUUUAGUCCUUUGAUGAUGAUCAUUGUAGCAAUCAUGGCCACUUUCAUCCUUGCUGAAAAAUUAUAUCUUGAAGGUGUUAUUGGAGCAAUUUUGAUCGUAAUAGGACUUUACUCCGUUCUAUGGGGCAAAAACAAAGAAAACAAAGAGAUUGAAGCGGAAACAAAAACAGAAAGAACGGAGUGUUGUGUAAAAAUUUGGAGGUUGGUUAUGUUAAGGGGAAUUGGGUCUUCUUUUAGGAUGAGUGUAUAUAUCAGUAUACUGAUUAUUUAG
Vicia faba (fava bean) is the source of this 885-nucleotide messenger RNA. The record is from the annotation of a GenBank genome assembly. Lineage: Eukaryota; Viridiplantae; Streptophyta; Magnoliopsida; Fabales; Fabaceae.